UCCAAAUUUCUUUCAAUAUCAGCAUGGGUUUUAGUAGCAGUAAUUUGGUUACCUGGAGAGAUCAUCCCAGCUGCUUCAGGCAGGGCCAGGGAGCGAUGUCUGCUGUAAUGGCCUCUUUCCAUUUGAGAUCCCUGCUUUCCAUGGGCUUGCAGUGCAACCAUAAAAAUCCUUUCCAGGCUGAGCUCUGGCUCCUGAAGUCUUUGGGAGAUUUUUAAAUAUAAAGUGCAAAUAGCAGAAACAACUGGCAGUUGACUUUUCAAACUGUAUCUUAGCAGCACAGAGGCCAUUCUGGACAUGUGUUGUUCCUGUAGUUGUAAAGCAAGCUUAUUUCUCGAAUGAUCCAAGCCCACAGGAUUUCCCUUGUGUGAGUAUGUUUGAGGUUAGGUAAUUUCUCUUGCUGUUUGGAUGGUGGAUGUAGAUCAUGCCAUUUCCUACCAAAACAGUGUGUAUCAAUAGCUCAGCGCUACAGGGGAGAAAUGUCCGUUUUUUUGUUUUGUUUUUCUUUUUUUAAGCUCUUCUAAUGAACCAAAAGAAAGGAAAUAACAAUGUAAAUGUCUAUCUGAAAGGACAGAAAUUCCUCUUUGAGGUCCACAGCUGAUGGCAGGAUUCCUUCGUAGUGCUUAGGAUACAAGGGUGGUGAAAAAACAACGGGGGGAGGAGACCCCGAGCUGCCUCGGAGCACUAUUGUCAGAGUGGAGCUCCCAGGCACUGCCCAGAGCUGCUUUUGUUGGGCUUUUGACCUUACCUCGGAAUUCCACUGCCCUCAGUUAAGGAAGAAAUGGUUCUAAUGGCUGUUAAGACCUACACAACUGGAGUGUAGCUCCAUGUGCCACGUUGCUGCGGUGCUAUCCUCUGGCUUCUUGCUUUGAAAGCACAAAGUUCCAGUGCUGGGAGCUGCUCACAAAGACACCGCGUCGCUCAGAUGUAAGGUCUGGAGCCUGGGGUCAGGCACAGUGCUGAGUCUGCUCACCUCAACCUUUCCUUCUCCCCUGCUUCUCACAAGGAGAGCAGUCUGUGGGAUCUGUUUGGACAUAGGUCUAUAGCAUGCAUGAGUGGGCAUCAUGUUUUCCAUGCUGCUGCGUCUCGGGAGGAGAAGGAAGCUUUCUGGUUCCGUUGCUGGCCAGCAAUAUGGAUCUUGGUUCCUUUUUUUAGCUCUGCCAAGCUUGCCCUGUGCCAAAACCCUCUGAGGUGCAAAUCCCAGGAGGGAGAUAAAUCAGCUCCAUGCCCUGCAGGUGUUGUAAGGGUAAGUAGUGCUUCUGCUGAUGACAGCUGCUGGGGAACUGACCAAGCAAGAAUCCUGUGAGAGGAACGAGAUGUCAGGUCCAUGGAAACUGAGCACUCUGGUGUUUAUGGUCUUGCACUGGGUCAUCGUAUGUAUUUGUGGUGUUUGUGAUGGGAUGUCAGGGAGCUAAACCACCUUCCGAGCAAACUAAUCUUCAGUUUGUGUCCUGGGUGAAGGUUAGUUACUACCUGCCUCUUCUCCAAGCACAUAAAACUCUUCAAAUAGAAAAGACAGCAAUUAAAAUUUAAGACAUUUCAGUGGCUACCUUUAACUCAGUGAACGCUUUCCUACCAAGAAAACUGCUGUGAUGCCUAAAUAAGAGGUUUCUGGAAUAUGUGGAGUGUCAGAGGUACUUACUGAAGUCAUUAAUAGCAGAAAGUACACUGUGUUGCAUGUAACUCAGCCAAGAGAACUUUUAUUUCUAGUAUUUCUCAACCCUGUGCAAACAUCAUGUAAUACACAGGAAGAUUAAUUCUGGCCCGUUGGGCUUGUAUAGGAGUCUUGGAUGUGUUGCUUUUGGAGAGCCUGAGCAGCUGUAUGUGGAAAAUUGCAAAUGCACUUCAUGUUGGCAGAGGUGUUGGACCAUAAGCACACACUGCAUCAUGCUUCAUGCUCCGAAACAAUGACUCAACCCAAGAGUGAUGAAAUACAUGCUGUCAGAUCCUUGAUAGCUCUGAGCUUUAAUUUCAGAAGGAGAUGCAAAGCAGAGCUUGGAAUAAGAAGGGAAAAGAGCAGUCCAGGGAUUUUGAACAGCUGGGUCCCAAGUGGAUGGUGCUGUACAAAUUGCACUGACCAUUUCCAGUGGAAAUCAGUGAGCGUUGCUGUCUUCAGGAGGUUGAGAAGCAAUUUAUAUCCAACAAAUUGGAAUCAGGGAUUCCUGCGCCCCUCAUGAAAAUAUAGAGUAACUCAAAUUGUAAGAGUCCAAUUUCAUGUCACAAGUAAUGAAAUCUGAACCCGUGCAGGAAAUGCAAUCCCCAUGCUGAUGUCACCCUCUGGUUUAUGAUGUGGCUGCUUUUGUUCCUGGGCGAGCACUCGAGCGUUCUGUGAGCGAGGUGCUGACUUACAGGAGAGAGUCCCUUGCUCUGCACCUGCUGUGAGUGCUGCACUGUGAUUCAGUGGGAGCCACCCCAGCUCAUCCUCAGGCUCUGCUCAGAUCCUUCACUGCCACCAUGCAAGCAGGUGAAGGUGGCCCUCAGACCGGCACCAUGACCGAGUGCUUCGACUGCGACAACUGCAAGGAGUCCUUGUAUGGGCGCAAGUACAUCCAGAUGGACAAUGGCCCAUACUGCAUCCCCUGCUACGAUGCCCACUUUGCCAAUACAUGUGAUGAGUGCAAGGAGCUGAUCGGCCACGACUGCAGGGAGCUGUACUAUGAGGAUCGCCACUACCACGAGCACUGCUUCCGCUGCUUCCGCUGUGACCGCUCGCUGGCUGAUGAACCCUUCACCUGCCAGGACGAGGAGCUGCUGUGCAAUGACUGCUACUGCAAUGAGUUCUCCUCCAAGUGCAUCGCCUGUGAGAAGACAGUCAUGCCAGGAUCCCGCAAGCUGGAGUACAAUGGACAAACCUGGCACGAGCACUGUUUCAUAUGCAGCAGCUGCCAGCAGCCCAUCGGGUCACGAUCCUUCAUCCCAGACAAGAAGGAUUAUUACUGUGUCCCCUGUUACGAGAGCAAGUUUGCUCCUCGCUGCACUCGCUGCAAAAAGACCCUGACCAAGGGAGGAGUGACCUACCGGGACGAGCCAUGGCACAAGGAGUGUUUUGUCUGCACAGGCUGCAUGACCCCCCUGGCUGGCCAGCAGUUCACCUCCCAGGAUGACAACCCCUACUGCAUCAAGUGCUUUGGGAACCUCUAUGCCAAGAAGUGCAGUGCCUGCACAAAGCCUAUCACAGGCUUCGGUGGUGGUAAAUAUAUCUCCUUUGAGGAUCGUCACUGGCACCAUAACUGCUUUAACUGUGCCCGCUGUGACACCUCGCUGGUCGGGAAAGGCUUUAUCCCUGACAAUGAUGAGAUCCUGUGCCGCGACUGCAGCAACGACCUAUGAGCCUUGGAGGACACUGUGGGGCAGGGGCUUUCUCUAUUCUUCAGAGUCUUUGUGCCAGUUACCCCUGACAGCAUUGCAGGGGCAGGGUACAAAGCGUAGGAGAUGAGGGCUGACCCCUAACCACUGUGUGUUCAGGAGGUUCCUGUGCCCCUCCUUGAAGGCUAGAGUAUGCUACACUGUGGCUCUGUGCAGAGCCAAAGCUAAAUAAAGUUGAAAAGGAGCUUCAAGAUCCCCAUUAUUUACUCUUUCCUUUUGCUUACUGUCUGACUGGGCAUGAGCAGAGCAAAGGGCAGCAGCAGCAGCUUCAGUGCAGGGCUGCUGGAUCUGCACGCUGGCAGCAUGCAUUCGCUUCCCUGGGCACAGUGCUCAUUCUUCUUUUUUCCCUGCUCUGCAUGCUGCAGGGCAGCAACUCCCACUCUGGUCUUGUCGGUGUUCACAGUGGAUGGCUUCGCAGCCCAGUGUUGCACAACCUGUGCAUGUGGGGCUCUCUGUCCUAUUUGGGAGGCUUGGGGACACUGGACUGGAGUGGGAGCAUGUGUCACCACCAUGGGAUUCCUGUAGCCACUCUGCCACCUAUGUGCUGCACCCUUUUCUCAGCGUGGCUCUGUGACAGAGCUCAGGCACUCGCAGGGCUGUAGCACUGCCCCAAACCCCUGCCUGUUCUUAACUGUUAACAACAAGGUGUCUAAAAGCUCACACAAGGGCAUGAGCCAACCUUGCCUGGUGGCUUGGCUGGCCCUGCCCCCCCAGAGCUCCUUUGCAGGGGGAGCUUGUGCUUCUGCCUAGUCUGCAUCCCCCCUGCUCUGCCCUGCAUGGGGCACUUCCCCCAGCCCUGCUUUCCUGCUUAACCCUUGCUUCUCUGAAGGCAUCUUCUUGUGAUGUUUAUUCGUUUUUUGUUUUUUGUUUUUCCCUCUUUUUGUAUUCUUUUGUCAUGAUUAUCUGUUAUUCUGUAACCAGCUGUGGGAUGAAGGGACUCUCCCGCCUGCCCAGGAUUCAGUAGGAGCAGAAAAAAUUAUGCAUGUUGAAGUGUUAUUAACUCUGUAUUCAGAUCUUGGUUGAACUCUCAUUUGAAAGCUUUGAUGCAGGCAAAUCAGAGUUUGUGUGUUUGCUAUUCUGAGGCGCUUGGAGCAGUCUCUAGAAGGAAGUGUCCUGAAUGUCAGCCCCUUGUAUGUUUCCUAAAGCUUUAUAUAAUAAACCGUUUUAGUGACACUC
Messenger RNA from Phasianus colchicus (ring-necked pheasant), 4539 nucleotides. It is a transcript of the gene FHL3, whose product is annotated as four and a half LIM domains 3. Lineage: Eukaryota; Metazoa; Chordata; Aves; Galliformes; Phasianidae. Gene Ontology annotation, molecular function: transcription coregulator activity; actin binding. Gene Ontology annotation, biological process: actin cytoskeleton organization. Gene Ontology annotation, cellular component: Z disc; stress fiber; nucleus. The record is from RefSeq and is a predicted model, not a curated record.